CUUCUGUCUGAAAAGGAAAGAGCACUCUACCAAGCCUAACAUGCAAUACCCCUGUUAAUCCAGUACCAUGCAAAUUUUGAGCCAAGACUACCAGUCAAGACAUCAUUUGGGGAUCAAAUAAUGGAUCACUGGCAAGACUUUAAAUAUGUACUCACAAAUGGUCAGUUGGCAAGUUCCUUUCAUGAGCAGAGGCAUCAGCAAAGUGAACCUGAUAAGUCUGGAUAAAAGAUGCUUUGGUUUGAGAGUACGGCAAAGCAGCUAGCAAAAUAUUCUUCUAGGCCACUAUGGAGACGACUAUGUGCAGCCACUACAAAUACACCAGUAUUAACUUUGUUCACCAAGAACCCGUGCCCUCUGUGUGAUGAAGCAAAAGAAGUGCUUGAGCCAUAUAAAAACAGGUUUAUUUUGCAGGAAGUGGAUAUCACCCUUCCAGAGAAUGCAGUGUGGUAUGACAAAUAUAAGUAUGACAUACCUGUCUUCCAUUUAAAUGGGCAGUUCCUAAUGAAGCAUCGGGUAGAUGUUAAAAAAUUUGAGAACCAGCUUGUGAAGCUAGAGUUUCAAAAUGAUGAAAACCAAUGAAGGAAAUGCAGCUAUUCUGAGACUGGAUUGAAGGGAUUUUGAACAAAUGGUUUGAAACUGUUGCAUACAUUAUCAAACCACAUUUUAGUUAUUUGAUUUAUAUUCCAUUUUGUAGUAAUGAUGAAGGCCAUCUGACUGAAUAGCAACUCAUCUUCAUCUGUUAUCCUAGAUGGUUUUGUUUUUCAAUGGGAGAGUAAGUGCUAUUCCACAGCAGCAGAUAAAAUGAAAUGCACUUUCAGAUCAUUAAUACACCCUGCACUGACAAUAAAGAAAUGUUUGUUAUGUC
Molecule: messenger RNA, 865 nt
Organism: Mauremys mutica (yellowpond turtle)
Lineage: Eukaryota; Metazoa; Chordata; Testudines; Geoemydidae
Gene: C6H5orf63
Product: chromosome 6 C5orf63 homolog
Exons: 4
Coding region: 229-579 (116 amino acids)
Source: RefSeq, a predicted model, not a curated record